Molecule: messenger RNA, 574 nt
Organism: Paramecium sonneborni
Lineage: Eukaryota; Ciliophora; Oligohymenophorea; Peniculida; Parameciidae
Source: the annotation of a GenBank genome assembly
AUGGCUUCAUGGGUUUGUUUUAGAGCUAGACUAGAUGAAGAUAGAAUUUAUGUUCCUUUAGAAAAGAUGGUUGAAAUUGCAGAUAAAGUAAGUGGAAAAGUUCAUCAUUUUGAAUAAGUCUAUUUCAUUGUUUUUAAUGCUUCGUUAUUAGAUUCCUGUGUUAAAUGUAGUAUGAAUAUUGCUUGGAUUAUCAUAAUGGUUUUCAAAUAUAUAUAUGAUUAAUUUUAAAAACAGAUUCCUCAUUCAGCAUAAAUAUUAUUGAUCAUAAUUUUAUUACAUAGUUAAAAUAAAUAAUUAUUAUUAUCACUACCAUUGUUAAAUAGACUCUAUAUUAGAUGAAAGUAGAAUAUAACAUUAAUUAUUGGAAACUACAAUAAAACCCUUAUUAAUGAUCCAUUCGAUCAACAGACUUAUCCAAUAAUCACUAAAAUAUUUAUUUUAGCAAUUGAAACCUGAUAUCGAAGUAAAUAACCUAGAAAUUUUAAUACCUGCAGAGAAUUCAGAAUUAAUGCUUUUAUUAUAGAAUUCUAAUUGCCAUGUAAUAAAUUAUCAUAAAUUCUUGAUUCAUUACUGA